AUGCUGGGUAGCAAGCAACUGGGGCUGUCCGGACUGACCCUCGCCCUGUCCCUGCUCGUGUGCCUGGGCGCUCUGGCCGAGGCGUACCCUUCCAAGCCCGACAACCCUGGAGAGGACGCGCCGGCGGAGGACUUGGCCAGAUACUACUCGGCGCUGCGACACUACAUCAAUCUCAUCACCAGGCAAAGAUACGGAAAACGAUCUAGCCCUGAGACACUGAUUUCAGACCUCUUGAUGAGAGAAAGCACGGAAAAUGUUCCCAGAACUAGGCUGGAAGACCCUUCUAUGUGGUGAUGGGAAAUGAAACUUGCUCUCCGGUCUUUGCCUAUUUUUCAACC
Molecule: messenger RNA, 338 nt
Organism: Balaenoptera acutorostrata (minke whale)
Lineage: Eukaryota; Metazoa; Chordata; Mammalia; Artiodactyla; Balaenopteridae
Gene: NPY
Product: neuropeptide Y
Exons: 3
Coding region: 1-294 (97 amino acids)
Biological process (GO): feeding behavior; neuropeptide signaling pathway
Cellular component (GO): extracellular region
Molecular function (GO): neuropeptide Y receptor binding; neuropeptide hormone activity
Source: RefSeq, a predicted model, not a curated record